Messenger RNA from Arachis duranensis, 2356 nucleotides. RefSeq names its product biotin carboxylase 2, chloroplastic. The transcript is spliced from 17 exons. Lineage: Eukaryota; Viridiplantae; Streptophyta; Magnoliopsida; Fabales; Fabaceae. Gene Ontology annotation, molecular function: ligase activity; ATP binding; metal ion binding. The record is from RefSeq and is a predicted model, not a curated record. The coding region runs from base 269 to 1891 and encodes 540 amino acids.
UUGGCCCAACUGUGAUGGGCCCAGUUGUGCAAGUGCAAGUGCAGGUGCAGGGUGCACCCUCACUCACUCCAGAUUCUCGCCAUCUAACAUCCAACCAAACCAACUAAGCCAUCUCUCCGACUGUACGCAUUAGAUUUAGGCGGAGCUUUCUAUCUGCCACCCUCCUCCUCCACAUCGUUUCCAUCGCCGUUCUUCUUCUCAUAAAAAGCCACCCUUUGUCCCUACCCUUAUAUUCGCAUUUUCAUUAACAUACUCAUUCUCACAGGAAAUGGAGGCCACAAUGGCAGCCUGCAACUCUCUUAGCUCGCCUUCUGUUCCCAUCCCAGGCUUGUAUGCGGGAACAAGUAGAGGAAUCAAGAAUUCACAAUGCAGUUUCUUAGGUGCAACUAAGGUGAAUUUUCCCAGCCAAACAAUGUCCAGAACUUGUCAACUCAAUCACAAACAUAAAACACGUUCUGGGGCACUCCAUGCUACCUGCCAGGGUGACAAGAUCCUGGUAGCUAACAGAGGCGAAAUCGCAGUUCGUGUUAUUCGCACUGCUCAUGAAUUGGGAAUACCCUGUGUGGCUGUGUACUCAACCAUAGACAAGGAUGCACUUCAUGUCAAAUUGGCUGAUGAAUCCGUUUGCAUUGGCGAAGCGCCAAGCAGCCAAUCGUACUUAUUGAUCCCAAAUGUACUGUCUGCUGCUAUUAGCCGUAGAUGCACAAUGUUGCAUCCCGGAUAUGGUUUUCUUGCUGAGAAUGCAGUGUUUGUUGAAAUGUGUAGAGAACAUGGAAUCAAUUUUAUUGGACCUAAUCCUGACAGUAUUCGGGUUAUGGGUGACAAAUCAACUGCCAGAGACACAAUGAAGAAUGCAGGGGUUCCUACUGUUCCAGGAAGUGAUGGGCUUUUACAGAGCACUGAAGAAGCUAUCAGGCUAGCAAAUGAGAUUGGUUUCCCUGUUAUGAUCAAGGCAACAGCAGGUGGCGGUGGACGUGGUAUGCGACUUGCUAAAGAACCUGGAGAGUUUGUGAAGUUGUUACAGCAAGCUAAGAGUGAGGCUGCUGCCGCCUUUGGUAAUGAUGGAGUUUAUUUGGAGAAGUACAUUCAAAAUCCUAGGCACAUUGAGUUCCAGGUUCUUGCAGAUAAAUAUGGUAAUGUUGUUCACUUUGGAGAACGUGAUUGCAGCAUCCAGAGGCGUAAUCAGAAACUGUUGGAAGAAGCACCAUCUCCUGCUUUGACCCCAGAGCUGCGGAAGGCAAUGGGAGAUGCAGCAGUUGCAGCAGCUGCAUCUAUCGGUUACAUAGGUGUUGGAACAGUUGAAUUCCUCUUGGAUGAAAGGGGCUCCUUUUACUUCAUGGAGAUGAAUACUCGUAUCCAGGUUGAACAUCCGGUGACAGAAAUGAUAUCUUCUGUUGAUUUGAUUGAAGAGCAAAUUCGUGUGGCUAUGGGAGCGAAGCUUCGUUACAAACAGGAGGAUAUUAUUCUGAGAGGACAUUCUAUUGAAUGCCGUAUCAAUGCAGAAGAUGCUUUUAAGGGAUUUAGACCAGGGCCAGGUAGAAUUACAGCAUACUUACCAUCAGGAGGCCCAUUUGUCAGAAUGGAUAGUCAUGUUUAUCCUGAUUAUGUAGUUCCUCCAAGCUAUGACUCCCUUCUUGGAAAGUUGAUUGUGUGGGCUCCAACAAGAGAAAAAGCAAUUGAACGCAUGAAAAGGGCACUUGAUGACACCAUCAUCACAGGUGUGCCUACAACAAUUGAAUAUCAUAAACUCAUCCUUGACAUAGAGGAUUUCAGAAAUGGCAAGGUUGACACUGCUUUCAUUCCAAAGCAUGAAGAGGAGUUGACCAUGCCACCUCAGAAGAUGGUACCUGCUAUUAACAAGGCAAAAGAAUUUGUUGGAGCAACUGUAUGAUGGAUAUAACUCCCUGAUGCCACCCCUUUUAAGAAUACGUUUUUGAAAGCCUAUGCAGUGCUAGUCCUUCGUUCUUGUGGACGUUUCGGUGAAAUUUUGAUAAUCAGUCUGGCGUAGUUCCUUUUGUUCACAUUACUUUAUUGUAAAAUUCAUCUUUUCGUGUUUUAUUAUAUCCCAAAUUUUUAUUAGUGCAAGGAAUCGGAGUACCUCGUAAUAAUUCAAAAUCAUAGUUGUCCUUUUAGCCUUAGAGAAUCUUUGUCCCCAACCUUGUUUGUAAUUCUUGUAUUAAGAACUCCGCUGUAGUCCUAUCCUAUUGUAAACUUCAAAGUUAGGAGGGUUUGUUGCAUGAAUCAGUCUACACUUUUUUUUGUGCUUUCCACCCGCUACUGUCGAGUCUUAUAAAUUCCGUUGAUUGUAUUAUCUUCUAAAUUAUUACAUGUGUAAUCACUUUUUUCUUAACUGCAA